AUUGGUGGAUUUUUUUUUUGCGCAAAGGUAGUGACGUUUGGCGCCAUUUGUCCAAGCAGACACAGAGUUGGGCGCACUUUUCAAAAAGCAUCGAGCUUAUUUAUAUUAGUUUAUUUGCUCACAUUUAAAACGGCAGCUAUAGCGUUGGAUAUACCGAUAGUGCUUAACCAAGGACGUUAAUUAUGUAUGAUCAAUAAUGUCAGUUUUAAGCUAAGUUGCUGUUUCAAGCAACCUGUCCCUUUGGCUUUGUAGCCAGCUAGCUAGCUAACUAAACUGUCUCGCGCGAGGAUCUUCUGCAGCACUUGGAAUUACCUGAAGAAUAAAAUGACUUUAACAUAGCUUGCUGAGUUACUAGCACAGCUAUUAAAUUAUUUAACACGCCGCCCUGUCCUGCCAUACGCCACAGGUCUCUGGCUUGUUAAAGCUAUGGCUGGGGCUGUUGCUAUGGCCUCUGUUAUUGAAGAUUUUGAGACUCAGCCCCGAAAACGACAAAGAAAAGACGCACCUCCUGUUAAGACGAUCACCAACUACUACUCUCCCGUGCCGAAGCCUUUCUCGCCCCCCAAGUCCAAUAUCUUGGAUUACUUCGGCAAGACUUCGCCGGCAGGGGUGAAGAGCAGCGCCGGCACUGCAGAGCAGACCAAGGAGAACAGGAACAGGGAGCCCGAGUCGCCCGGCUGUGCGGAGAGCCCUGCGAAGCCGCGCAAGCCCCAGAGGCUGAGGCGGGGCAGGAGGCCGGGCAGGCCCUCCAGGCUCAGCGCGUCAGCUGGGGAUGGACUCGCUGAGACGCCCCCGCAGGUGAUCGAGGUGUCCGAAUCGAGCUGCUCCAGCGACGGGGCGGUGGCGGAGGCGGCGGCGGCAGGGAAGCAGGCCGCGGGGGUCCUGGGCAGCGAAACCGCGGCUCUCUUGGCUCAGAUCAGCCGCGACGACUGUGUCGUGGACGAGACCCCGAGCGGGGCGGAGCCUGCGCCGAUAAGCACCCUUCCCAAAAAGAGCGCCAGGGAGAGCCUCACGGAAGGGAGCCCUGAUGAUGAGCAGCAUCUGGAGGAGGGACCCAGUCCGUCCGUACAGCUGUUGGAUCAGGCAUCCCCAGGGGACAAGAGGAAAAGGGGAAGGCCUGUUGCCAAGCCUGUCGGGAAGACCAAAUGCAGUUUGCAGAAGUGCUCACCAGAGGCCCAAGAGGCUGAUGGAUCCCCGUGUGACACCAGCCUGGAGGGCAAAGCAGAUGAGCCCUCUCAGCUAAACAACAGCACCGUCGUCAUCUCCUUUGAGGACUUUGUGCAGAGUCAGAACCAGGAGGACAGCAGCGCCUGUGUGGAGACCCCCGAGAACAAAGCAGAGGUGUUGGCUGCACCGCCUUCUGCCGAAGGCCAGCCCGGACCUUCCCAGCAAGUGUCGCCACGAACGCUCACCGUCCAGGCUGAGGUGCACCCCGUCUCCCCGGCGACCGAGCUGGCCAGGGCUGCGGACCAGAGGCUGGCGUCCAUCUUCACGCGGCGGCGGCGAGGGAGCGAGGGCGGGGAGGGCAAAGCAACGGGUUCCCCCCCUCCCCAGGAGAAGCCCGAUCCGCCCCUGGGGCCCGUCCGGAGGUCCAACGUGGUCCUGCGGGAGGACGAGCUGGAGCUGUCCGUCAUCGAGUCCAGCUCCGCGCCCAAGUGCAGCCAGGCGGAGAGGAAGCAGUUCAUGAACGCGUUCAAGCAGGCCAGCCUGGACAGCGGAAAGGGGAAAGCGAAGAAGGGCCCGGGCAAACAGGGGGAGGCCGGGGACGACGCUCAGCCGGAGGAGGCAGAGAGGCAGGAGGAGGACGCGCAGGAGGAGCAGGGCCAGGCCUCUACCCCCGCCCUGAAGGUGGAGCAGGAGAAGCCGGCCAGGGCUGGGCAGAAGCGAGGCGGCAAGCUCAGGAAAAGUGGCAGGAAGAGAGCCCAGGAGGAAGCCGUGGUCCCCGUCCCGGCUGCGGCGCUGGAGGAGCCGGUGCUGCUCGAGGUGGGGAGCGAGGCCGACGGCGAUGGCGCGAAAGACACGCCCUUUUCCACACCAGCUGGCAGGGGACCGGUCCGGAGGUCUGCCCGGACCCGCCCCUGCAGUGUCACCCCUGCCCGGGAAGAGGCCACGCCUCCCCCUAAAACCAGGAGUCGGGAUAGGUCGAAAGGUCGGGGGGGCACUGAGGACUGUUCAGCCGAGGCUUCCACGCCCAGAACACGCAAGCCCAAGCACGGCAUGUACAGAGCCGAGAUGAUCUCUCCCCCCGAUGCCAACGGCAGCCCUAUCAGGAUGAGAUUGCGACGUGUCUUUCCAAACUUCGAACACCAUGAGUCUGGUGAUGCAGAUGACUUGCAGAUACUGAGUCCCUUAGCAGUUCAGAAGUCCAGUGUGUCUAAGAACAGGAAACAGGCCAAAAAGCUGGUCCAGAAGGCCCGGGUUCUCCAGCAGAACAAAAAGGCGGCGGCGGCGGCUAACGCUGACAGUGAGGCCCCCGUGAGGCGCCUGUCCCGAAAUCGGGACGUCCAGAAGAGCUCCUGUGAGGACGAGGACUCCAGCGUGUGCCCGCCGGACGGGCAGAGCAGCCCCGCCCCCGCUGCCGAAGACAAGGCCAGCGGUCAGAAGCGCCUGCGCAGCCUGAACGAUGUUCUGGGAAGGACCGCUGCUGAGAACAGAGCGGUCAAGAGCACCGCAGCCCCGAAAGUGGCCGCCGUGUUUCUGGGGAAGAAGCCUCCGAAGCCUUCAGCGGUCAUCUCCAUACUUGACGACAGCAGUCGGGAGGGCUCCGAGAACUCCCAGGAUGACGAGGAGUUCAGAGCCCGCCGGGACUUCCUGAAGAGCGGCCUGCCGGAGUCCUUCAAGAGGCAGGUGGCGAGGACCACGGCCAGCCGCGACGCCUACUCCCUGGCCUGCGCCUCCUUCCAGGCCACGGUGCACGUGCUGCAGAGGCCUCCAGAGUGUCCUUUUUGGGGCCUGCCGUGGCCUGGGUCCUCACUGUUGAAACGCCUAAAUGGAGCUGGUCUGGAGCCCCCAAGACCUCUUCUGCCACCAGGAGCGCUGGACUGCAUAAAGACUGAGCCUGCCCUCAGAGCCCAUAUGGACAAGGGCUCUGGCUGGAGGCAGGAUUUCUCUGAGGACGUCCGCAGACGCCUGCUGGAGGAGAUCAGGGCGUCCAACCCCCCGUUCCCCGUGCGCCGGUUCUUCGCCUGGUUCCUGAGGAGGCGCGAGGAGCACCUCCUGCAGCCCGCGUCUGCCGAGGCGGACGGAGACCCCGAAACCCCCAGCCUCCCAGAGCCCCCUGAGCUGGGCGGGAAGCGCAAACGCAGGCGGGACGGGGAGGGGGAGGGGGAGGGGGUCCAGAAGGUGCCCAAACGAAGGAGGUCUGCGCGAGGGGAGCGGGAGGCCAUCGUGAUAGCGGACGACCCCCCCGCCGCCCGCGGGACCGCCGUAGGGCCGCCGGACCCCCCCGCCCGGGCGCCGGCGGGCAGGGGGCGGCUCAGCCGGGCGCGCGGGGGCGGGCAGCCGCGCCAGGAGGCCGACGCCGACGCCGCGGAGCGAACGCCGGCCCAGAAAGGCCCCGUGAUCCUACUGGAGGACACGCCGCCGCCCGGGCAGGCUGAGAGAGAAUGUGUGAGGGAGGACGUGUUGUGGACGGAGAAGUAUCAGCCCCAGCACUCCACCGAGGUCGUCGGGAAUUCGGCUGCGGUGAAGAGGCUGCGCAGCUGGCUGGAGGAGUGGAAACAGAGAGCCGACCGCGAAGAGAGGAGGAAUCGGAAGGAGAAGAAACAAGAGGACAACAGCAAUGACUCCUGGGACUGCGGUGAUUUCCGGGGUGAGGGUGAUGUGGAGGACGGGGAAGAGCUGCUGGGUAACACCCUGCUGAUCACAGGCCCUCCUGGAGUGGGGAAGACUGCUGCCGUGUACGCCUGUGCUCAGGAGCUGGGCUUCAAGGUUUUCGAGGUGAACGCGUCCUCCCAGCGGAGUGGGCGCCAGAUCCUGUCCCAGCUGAAGGAGGCCACUCAGUCGCACCAGGUGGACAUCCAGGGGGUGAACGCCCACAAGCCUUCCUACUUCAGCAGCUACAGCACCGCCAGGCCUGCCUUUUCCCCACGGAAGGUUAAUUCCCCCAGGAAGGUUCUGCCCUCCCCCAGGAAGGUCGUGUCCUCCCCCAGGAAGAUUGUGUCCUACCCCAGGAAACCUCUCCAUUCCACGGGCAGGCAGCCAAAGAGAGGAGCGCUGGCCCCCACUUCACUGGCCAGCUUCUUCAAAAUGGCCGGCAAAGCCAAGGGCAGAGACCCGAGCGCUCGGGACGACCCGCCACAAAAUGAAUCCGGCCCUCAAAAACCGGUAAAAACGAAGGAGAGUGUCCCGAAGGCCAAGGAGCCCCCCGUCAAACCGUCACGUGACAAGAAGGAGCCCCCGACGGAGGAGCAGAACAAAAAGGCCGCCACGUCGCUCAUUCUCUUUGAGGAGGUCGAUGUCAUUUUUGACGACGAUUCCGGAUUCCUGGCUGCGAUCAAAACCUUCAUGACCACAACCAAGAGACCUGUGAUUCUGACCACUAGCGAUCCUACAUUUAGUGAGAUGUUCGAUGGAAAUUUUGAGGAGAUCCACUUUAAAACGCCUUCAGCGUGGAACGUGGACAUCCGAGGCCUGCUGCCUGCGCUGGGUGCGGAGGACGGAGGGGGACCCUGCUCGCUACAGGCCCUCACCUGCCUGAUAUCGCCCAGCCCUACGUUAGAGCGAAGUGAAAAUGGCACUCCGCAGUGGUGCAGCAGUGAUGGGCGGCUUUGGCAUGGCCUGGAGAAGCCUGUUCUAACAGGCCUGGGUUGCUGUGCUUUCCCCUCUGCGUGGUUUGCAGCUGUCACUCAGGGGGAGACGGGGUCUGCGGGUGCAGCAAAGCUGGCAGACGAGGAGCCGGCAGCCAGCUCCACUUCCUGUGACUCCAGAUGCACUGAAAGCCUGCUGGGAAUCCUGAACAUCGAUGGUCCACAGGACCUUUCUGACAUGCUCAAGUGCACAUCCUCGGCAGAGCCACAGAGCAGCAGGUGUCUGGAGCUGCUGGUGGAGAGCUGGGGCAGGGGUGUGGACCUGCUGUACUCCAACAUGGAAGCGCUCCUGCCUCUGCCCGUCAGCGCCCUGCAGCGACCCCUCCUUGGCCAGCAGGGGGCGCUCAAAGCGGAGCCGGCCGAGGAGGCGAGCCCGGUGAAGGCGUCCUCCAGGAUGCGGAGCAGGAAGCGCUCGGGUUUGUCGGACAGGGAUCUGUUUCAGUCCGACUCGGACUCGGACGACGGCUUCCUCUCUCUGCCGAAGCUUCACGGCGCCCCCGCCUCCGAAGCGGAGGAGCCCUCCGCCGGUGCCGACGCGCCUCGGCCAGACCCCGCCGCGGAGGCGCCUCCGCCAGGACCCGGGCCCCUCCGGCCGAAGAAGGCAGAGCGCUCCCCGGAGGAGCGGAGGCGCUCCGAGCUGGUCUCCAGCUGCCUGGGCUCCUUGGCGGAGUUCAUGGACCACAUGUCUUUCCUGGACUCGUCCCUGCAUCACCAGCGCUGGCAGCCGGAGGGCGCCUGCAGGCCGGGGGCGUUCGGCUGGACGGGGGCCGCGGUGAAGAACGGGCUGUCGGACGAGCCGAGGGUGGAGGACGCGAGCGGGGCCUGCUGGGGGAGCUCCGCGCAGAUUCGGGCCACGGUGGAGGGCAUGAGCUUCCGCAGGUGCCGGUCCAGGGUCUCGGAGGCGUGGGCCGAGCCCCGGGGGCUGCAGGCCGAGCUGGGGGAGCCAGGCGUCAGCCAGCUCACCCUCCCCGUGGGCCCCCACAGAACGGCCCUGAGCUUCUGCCAGACCAGCCCGUGUGAACCCACCGUGACGCAGAGGCGUUGCGACGUCAUGAAGACCGUGCUAACCAGCAGAGCUUUCGGCACGCUAGGCAACAAGCCGGCCACGGCCACGGACUACCUGCCUUUCCUGCGUUCCGUCUGCCGGUCCGAGAGGGCGAAGGAGCAGGGCAAGGUGAAGCGCAGGUUUCUGCAUUAUCUGGAUUCUAUUCACCUUGGCCUCUCAAAAAACACUGUCCAGCUCCUGGCAGCUGAUUUCCCCUGAUGUGAACACCGGUCUUCCUUUCUCAUCAUGUAAUGUCCUCUUCCAUGUAAUCUUCUGUACAGUGAUUUCCACAGGUGCUCAUAUACUAUAUGCAAGUCAGAGUAAAAUUUUUUUUUUCCUGUUUGUUUUUAUUCUUGCAGUGGCUUUGUACAGACGGCAACAAGUCGUAUGUAAAGUUGUGUAUUUUUGUACUGUUUAGAACUCAUUUUUUAAAAAAUAUCAAAUAAAUUUACCUCUUGUUUGACAGCAAACUUCUAAUACAAUCAUUGUUAAAUCUCCAGCAGCUUCUAUGUACAGAUGAAUUGAGUGAAGAAAUUGAAAUAAAUUUUUGCAUCUGUAAAAAGCUAUAGGGCUGUUUCCCUUCGUCUGGUAAGGGGGGGGGGGCGACACCUGAUUAUAUUAGAACAGAGAUUCGUGUAGAACAGCCCCUGAUUCCAGCAAGGUAUACGUGAACAUCUCAUUUGAAAUAAAUCCCAUUAACUGCA
Messenger RNA from Anguilla rostrata (American eel), 6557 nucleotides. RefSeq names its product ATPase family AAA domain containing 5b (gene atad5b). The record is from RefSeq and is a predicted model, not a curated record. Gene Ontology annotation, molecular function: ATP binding; DNA binding; DNA clamp unloader activity. The coding region runs from base 427 to 6072 and encodes 1881 amino acids. The transcript is spliced from 23 exons. Gene Ontology annotation, cellular component: nucleus. NCBI's taxonomy places the organism in Eukaryota, Metazoa, Chordata, Actinopteri, Anguilliformes, Anguillidae.